GGUAGUGACGAUUUAUCAAAAUGUUUAGGAGGAUUUUUAGUUCCUGUUGAUAGCAGGCGACAAUAUCGUACUGUCAGAGCAUCUGUGCCUAUUCUCACGGAUAUUAAUACCCAAAACGUCAGUGAAUUGUUUGUGGACGUUUAAAGUGAAGAUGUGGACAUACGUGCAUAUAGGGGCUCUCACCUUGGUAGCAGUUUGGCUAAGCAGUGUCCAAUGCCACCCAGGACGGCCGGUUAUUCCUGAUGACCCUUUGGCACGUGCGAUAUUUAUGGUUGCUGAGACCAAUAGGACGCCUGAUGGAUUUCUAACAGUCGAUGAAAUGUCGGAUAUAUUCAUGAAAUUUGACAUAAACGGGGAUGGCAUUGUUGAUGAAACAGAGUUUAUAGCUCACUGGUCAAUACUACACCUUGGAGAUCUUGACCACGCUAUCACGUUGUUCCAUCGUGCAGACACAAACAAAGAUGGCCGCAUAUCACGUGAACCGGAUUACACCAGGCUGUUUUAUUACUUUGAUCGAGAUAUGGACGGGAAGAUUUCGGAAGCAGAAUUUGUAAAUGUUUGGUUCAGUCUGUCAUCAUGAAACCCAUUUGAUGCCCACGUGAUCACAAUGAUUUUUUUUGUAUUGAUAUAUAUUUUGAGAAUUAAAUAAAAGAAUGAUGAUGAUGAAAAAUUAGGAGCCAAAAUCAUUACAUAAAUCAUUUGGAAAAACC
Molecule: messenger RNA, 710 nt
Organism: Ruditapes philippinarum (Manila clam)
Lineage: Eukaryota; Metazoa; Mollusca; Bivalvia; Venerida; Veneridae
Product: insoluble matrix shell protein 5-like
Exons: 5
Coding region: 152-580 (142 amino acids)
Molecular function (GO): calcium ion binding
Source: RefSeq, a predicted model, not a curated record